Messenger RNA from Brassica napus (rape), 1089 nucleotides. RefSeq lists its product as uncharacterized. The transcript has a single exon. NCBI's taxonomy places the organism in Eukaryota, Viridiplantae, Streptophyta, Magnoliopsida, Brassicales, Brassicaceae. Bases 1 to 1089 code for a protein of 362 amino acids. The record is from RefSeq and is a predicted model, not a curated record.
AUGGAUCUUGCUCCUCAUAUGGCGAAAGUUCACAUGGUAGUCAACAAGAUCUGGAGAUAUGGAGAGUUAGCUUCAUCGGUGGAUGUAUUUGAGGUCAAUGCUACGACGAUGAGAUUUCGGAUCUCAAAUUCUAAGGCUCGAGAGAAGGUGCUUAAGAGAGGAAUGUGGAAUAUUGUGGGUGUUCCCAUGGUGGUAACUAAGUGGACUCCAAAAUCGGAAGAGGAGAAACAGGAGGAAAAUGAGAUUCCGAUGUGGGUGCAUCUUAGGAAGGUACCUCUACAUAUGUAUUCAUGGCAAGGCAUCAGUUUCAUGACCAGUACCGUGGGACUUCCUGAUAAACUGCACCCGGAGACGCUUGCGUGUACAAACUUGGAGGUGGCAAAAGUUUUCGUCAACGUUGAUAUCUCAAAGACAUUACCUAAAGAGAUUGAGUUUUCAAAAGAUGGAAAGGAAUUUACAGUAGAGUUUCACUACCCUUGGUUGCCAGCGAAGUGUAAACUGUGUGAGAAAUGGGGCCAUACAGAAAGAGUCUGUGUGAGGAAUGGUAAGGAGAAGAAGAAAAAGGAGGUUGUGGUUGAUUUGAAGAGUGACAGUGAUGAUAAGGGUAAACAUGUGGAGAAGGAGGUUACUGAGGAGGUUCUGCAAGAGGUAGAUUGUAAUAAAGAGGCAGGAGAGGUUUUGGGGGCUCUAGAGGACUCAAAUUGGUCCACGGUUCCUUCAGAAAAAGUGGGUAGAUUUUCUCCGGGGCAUGUGUCUGUUGUUCAGAUCUCUGCAUCAAAAUACUCGGUACUAGCAGUUGAUGAUCAGAAGGAGGGUGAAACAGAAAUGGAGGAGGGUGAGAUAGCUAUAGAUGAUCAGGAGGAUAUUGAAGAGGAGACAAUGGAGAUGUGUGAGCUGUCGAUAAGAUCUGAAGAAGACCAGUUAGAGGAUGACAUAUUAGAGCAUCAGAGUAGAGGAAAAGACAAAGGGGCGAUGAAGAAAGGGUUGAAAAGGGGGCCGAAGCUUAAAGCUCAGGAUGUAAAUCCUGCUAAGAGCACAAGGCCUUCUCGGAAAAAAAAACUAAUAUGUCGUGCUUCUUCUGGAAUGUGA